This is a messenger RNA of Echinococcus granulosus, 309 nucleotides long. RefSeq lists its product as hypothetical. The transcript is spliced from 2 exons. The coding region runs from base 1 to 309 and encodes 102 amino acids. Gene Ontology annotation, molecular function: serine-type endopeptidase inhibitor activity. Lineage: Eukaryota; Metazoa; Platyhelminthes; Cestoda; Cyclophyllidea; Taeniidae. The record is from RefSeq and is a predicted model, not a curated record.
AUGAUCAAGAUCGCUCUUCCAGCUCUCAUACUGCUUUGCGUUGCCAGUCUUAAUCAAGGUGUAAAGAAGAGAUGCAGGUUACCAAUUGCGGAAGGAAACUGCACCGACUACACCAGAGUUUGGGGCUACGAUAACUCAAGAAAUACUUGUGUGUCGUUCACCUACGGCGGUUGUGGAGGCAAUGCAAAUCGGUUCCGGUAUAAGAUUAAAUGCAUGACCGCCUGUGUUAAGCAUUAUAAAAAGAGGAAAGCGAGGAAGAGGUGGAGAAAGGCAAGGAAGAAAAUUUUCCAAUGUGUACGUAGACCAUAG